UAGUUUCCAAACGGUGGUGUCGCUAUAGUCAUGAAGUUCUUCCUCGCUCUCGUUGGAGCAUUCUGCCUUUUUGGCAGCCUAAAUGCCCAGUCUUCUACUCUGAGCACAACCGUGAACAGCGCCAUCAGCAUCUCCAAGACUACUCUAACGGCAGCAAUUCAACAGUUGAACAACACGAUUAACACAGCCGAUCAGUCCGUCCAUACAUCAUGGACUCAAUUCAUCCAAAGCAUGGUAACUCUGUACACGUCGUACUACAACCGAUUCCAGAACUACACCACAAUCGAUCUGACCAGUCUCAAUAACACCAUCAACAAUAUGCAUAUGAUGAUGAUGGAAAAUCAGCCAAUACAAGAUUGGUCUAUCGGUCAAAUUUUCACCGAAGUGCAAACAAGCGCUCUGCAGGUCGAGACUGCUCUUAAUACAGCCGUCCAAACUAUGAGCAACUCCUGUGCACCUCCAUGUGCCAACCCGACCAAGGUUGCUACCUGUACCACCAAAUUCGGACCUAAGUUGACAACUGCUCCGAUCACUAUGGACCGUUUGACUGACUGUCUCACUGCUGAAUUGGCCCGCUACUCCGAUAUUGGCGUAAUGAUGGCUGCGCAAUACCCAAAAAUAUUGACCAGUGCUGUGAACUACCUCAAGGUGGUGGACGUCUGUGAUACCCCUGUACCGGAAGUUCUGAACAAUCCGUCCCAAAUGUAUGGCUCGCCGUCUAUUCAGUGUCUCUCGACUUUCAUGCAGAGAGUCAGCAACAUGCCGUACAAUUACUACAUUUCUGACAACAUGCGUUAUCCCCAGACGUACUUGGUGCAACAACGGGUAAUGCGCUGUGCCAAGCUGGCUGAGUUGGACAUCAAGGAUCGCAUCACCAAGGUGGUGGAAAGCUUCCAGAACUGCCUGUAAAGCGCGGAUAGGUCAGCAACUAGGUGAUAUUGUGAUAACAUCAUCCUUUUUUUUGUGGAUUGCAAAUAAAUUAAUCAACUGGCAAUUGUUUUACUUGAUUUU
Messenger RNA from Aedes aegypti (yellow fever mosquito), 1011 nucleotides. RefSeq lists its product as uncharacterized. The transcript is spliced from 2 exons. The record is from RefSeq and is a predicted model, not a curated record. Bases 31 to 909 code for a protein of 292 amino acids. Lineage: Eukaryota; Metazoa; Arthropoda; Insecta; Diptera; Culicidae.